AUGAGUUCCUUAGUAACUCAGGCAGACUCUGAGUUGCUAAUGAUAAAAUAAAAUGAAUUCAAAGAAAUAAAUGAUGAUUUUCCAACGAUGGGGCUUUUUUGCAGAAAGAAAGUUAAAAGAGAAUAAGUUGAUAAUAGUCAAUGCUGCUUAGUAGGGACUUAGAAGAUUAAGGAAAUAGCAGAAGAUUAAAAAGAACAAGAUGUUGGAAUCAAUAAAUAUAUAUAUGAUAUAAACAAAAUAUUAAAGGAAUAGCAAGAAGAAGAGUUGAUACUAGAACAUCGUGUAGAGAAUUCCAUUCAGUACAUUUGUGGUGAAACAUUAGUUAAAGCAAUGAAAUAACCUGAUCUAGUUAUUUAUGAUUGUCGAUACCAAUACGAAUUCGAAGGUGGACACAUUAUGGGGGCUGUUCAUAUGAAUCAUUCUAUAAAUUUAUUCGAUGAAUUAUUCAAUUAAAGCCAAUACUCAAAGAAAAUUGUGGUGCUAUACUGUGAAUUCUCAAUCAAAAGAAGUCUCGAAAAAUAUUUUGAGAUUAGAAAAUUAGACAGAAAUAUUAAUUAAUAUCCAAAAUUAACAUAUAACAACUUGUAUCUAUUGUGCGAUGGGUACUCAAAGUUCUACUAAAACUUCUCUCACUUGUGUAAUGGAUUUUAUAUUUCAAUGAAUGAUCCUGCUUAUGAGUAAUAAUUGGACUAAGAAUAACAAAGAAGGAUUAUUGUGAAACAAAAGAGUAAUUAUAGAAAAUCACUUGUUGUUUCAAUAUGA
Molecule: messenger RNA, 762 nt
Organism: Paramecium tetraurelia
Lineage: Eukaryota; Ciliophora; Oligohymenophorea; Peniculida; Parameciidae
Exons: 4
Biological process (GO): protein dephosphorylation; positive regulation of G2/M transition of mitotic cell cycle; G2/M transition of mitotic cell cycle
Cellular component (GO): cytoplasm; nucleus
Molecular function (GO): protein tyrosine phosphatase activity
Source: RefSeq, a predicted model, not a curated record